Molecule: messenger RNA, 601 nt
Organism: Asparagus officinalis (garden asparagus)
Lineage: Eukaryota; Viridiplantae; Streptophyta; Magnoliopsida; Asparagales; Asparagaceae
Exons: 3
Coding region: 104-601 (165 amino acids)
Source: RefSeq, a predicted model, not a curated record
GAGCUUUCACAACUAUAUAGCGCUAUUUUUGGGGGAACAAUCAAGAAAAGAGAAAUUUUUAGUCGAUUGGGAGCAAUUGGUGACAGGAGGCAAAGGAUCUGAGAUGAAUUCAUUUGAAGAUUUUGCAAGCAAUCUUAGUGUUGAUGAUAUUGAAGCAUUUGAUGAUGAAGAUGAUCUUAUAGAGGCGUUGCUUUUGAAUGAUGACGAUGAGGAUGAAUACAUGUGGAACGAGAUGCUUAAUAGCGUCAUUCAUCAAUCAAUUGUGAUAAAGCAGGUUCCUCGACCAUAUCGAACUAGACCAUUCUCUGGUCAUAUGCUUGUGGAAGAUAUGUUAGCUGGACAUCCUGAGUAUUCAUAUUCUUGCUUUCGAAUGAGUUCUGAGACAAUUCUUUUGCUUAAAAAUGUUCUAAUUGAGAAGAAUGCUUUAAGGCUAACUAGAUAUUUAAGUUGCAAUGAACAACUUUGUAUAUUUCUAUACAGAAUUUCGCAUGCUCUUUCAAAUCGAAAAGCAUUGGGAGCAAUUGAUGGAUCUCAUAUUCCUAUAAUUGUGAAGAAAAAGAAACACAACAGAUAUCAUAAUCGAAAGAAUUUUAUAUCUUAA